GUUUGAAAAGAUUCACUCGGCGCGUGAUAAUAACAGAAAAAAGGCGCGAGCUGCUCAGAUUAGCAUUUUAUCUUUAGCAGUUAGCAAAUAAACAAAACGAUGGUGUUCUGGUGUUAGAAGAAGAUGCAGUUUGUGGAAGAGUAUGAUUCUGUCUACAUUCCCGAGGAACAGCAGGAUGAGGAUUCGGACGAGGGAACGGAUAAAGCUGAGCUCCUGCACUCCAACAGCUGCCUGAGGACGUUAUACACCGACCUGCAGAAAGCCGUCGAAAUGGCAGAGGACAGCAACGCGCUCCUCAGGACCGAGAACAGCGAGCUGAAGAACCAGAUCAGAAGCAUGAAGCAGUCGAUUCAGCAUGUGCAGCCGCUUGUGAAUGAACUGGAGGACAUUCGAGCUGCGAAGACAGAGAAAGAUCAGAUCUGUGAGGAGAUCGAAGCCAGCCGCAAAGAGCUCGUAAAGGAAAACGAAACGCUCAGGCAGCAGGUAGAAGCACUUUCUAGUGAGACGUCGAGUUUUCUCCUGGAGAGAGAGCAGCAGGAGACGGAGGUCACCAAGCUCAGCUGCGUCCUCAGAGCUUUACAGCAACAGCUAGAGGAGAACCGGCUUCAUCUGGAACAAAAAGAUGAACUCAUAAAUCAGAGGGAUUUUGUCAUCGAGCAGCUCAAAGACUCAGUGUCAGAGUACAUCACCAUUAACCAGGACAUGAAGGAGAAGCUAAAGGAUUUGGAAGACCAGUUGGCUUUGGCGUUAGUUAGCGGUGAAGGGAGCUUCAUGAACGUGGAUACGACGCUGGAGCUCGCUCCUGAGCACUCCGUUUCACUCGGGGAAGAGCUCGGAAUUCUGUCCAAGGAUCAGAUGAACCCUGACGAGGAGGAACAGAAAGAGGAGGAAGAGAACGCAGAAGCUCUGGAGGAACAAGCAGCACUUUAUGUGUCCGAAACCGUGACUGAGAGCUGUAAGAGAAAUAUAAGGAAGGGAGCCUGUGCUGCUGUCGCGCUCUGCUUCAGCGUGCUGGGGCUGUUCGGAGCGCUGACUCCCACCGUGCGCACAGACGUCUUGGACACCAUCCGUCACCUGAUCGAACCCUACUGCCGAAUAUAUCACACCGGCCUUCCCCCUGUGUAAACACAAAUCCACUCCGCUGUCCAGUGACCGGGGUUAUCGGGUUAUCGGUUUAUUGAUUGAUAAGUUACACGGUUGCUGUUCUAGAAGUAAAACAAUAAAAAUAAGACGUGUCACUGGAGUUGAAAUUACAGCUGACUGUUCAGUAGUUUGUUUGUUUUUUCCCCCCAAACUCUGAUAAUGUGAUAUCGAUUAAUCAUUCCGCAUCGAUUUCCAAUUAAAUAUAAACAAGCAUAAGAGCGUUAAACUGAAAUAUAUAUAUUUAAACAUUUGUGCGUAAAAGUUUGUACAGAUUUCAUAAAUCCAUAUUAAUGCCCCUGGUUCUGGAAUGUGAUGUCCACAUACUUUUGGCCAUAUAGUGCAUGUAUACUGAUAUACAUAAUAAUAAUAAAAUAAUAAUAUUAAUAAUAUUAACUAAACAAUCAUAAUAAUAUUUCUGACUGUCUCUAUAAAUCUGAACUUUUAUCUCACUUUUUAUUCUUGUUUAUUCUUUAUUCUCUUUAAAUUUUAUAGAUGAUUUUGUUACUAAACUUCCCCUUAAACACUAAUAUUAUUAAAUUUCUUCUCCAGCUUUGUGAAACUUAUUGCAUGUUUUCCUCAUUUCCUCAUAAUUAACUCACACAACUAAAACUUUUCAUGUCUUAAAUAAGACUUAAUAAAGUGAGCAUUUUAAGACAUUAGACACUUUAAUUAGAAAUGAAGAAAAAUAAUUAAUUAACUAGCCACGUCAACAAAGUGUAAAUUUAAAAAGAUUGUUGCCUGAAGCUUAGUUGCUGUUUCAAGGUGAGACACUACAGGAGAAAAAAAAAAGAUAUCCAUCGAUCUUCACCAAGUUUUUAUUUAUAUUUUAAUGUAUUUUAAAAUGUAUGUUUAUUUAUACAAAUGAGGUUUCUGAAAAGCAAAACAUUUAUGGCAGAGUUUGUUGGAAAAUCUUUAUUGUUUAAUCAAGAAAUCAUGCAUUGUUAUUUUAAAAAAUAUGUUCAAUAUUUAUUCAACAGUAUUUAACAUUUUGGGAAAUUGCUCUGUAAUAACAUCCUUCUAAACGGGGAUAGAUAUGAACCUGUAGAACUGUGAAUGAUUACUGAUUCCUAAUAUAGGGGGGAAAAAAGAACAUUUUUAAUUCUAGUGUGGUUUAUAAGUUUUUUUUUAAAAAAGUAAAUCGACAUGUAUAUCAAAAUAACAUCCAUACACACACACACACACACACACACACACCCUGAUCAGCCGUAACAUUAAACCCACUGAGAUCUGAAGUGAGUAACGUUGAUUAUCUCGUUACAGUAGCACCUGUAAAGGUGAGGGAUUUAUUAAGCAGCAAGUGACCAGUCAGUUCUCGAAGUUGAUGUGUUGGAAGCAGGAAAAAUGGGCAAGCGUAAGAAUCUGAGUGACUUUCACAAGGACCAAACUCUGAUGUCUAGACGACUGGGUCAGAGCAUCUCCAGAACAGCAGGUCUUGUGAGGUGUUCCCGGUGUGCAGUGGUUAGUACCUACCAAAAGUGGUCCAAGGAAGGACAACCGGUGACCCAGCGACAGGAUCACGGGCUCCCAAGGCUCACUGAUGCACGUGGGGAGUGAAGGUCCGUCUGGUUCGAUCCCACAGAAGAGCUACUGUAGCACAAACUGCUGAAAAGUUAAAGCUGCUCUGAUAGAAAGGAGUCAGAACACACAGUGCAGCGUGCUGCGUAUGGAGCUGCGUAGCUGCAGAGCGGUCAGAGAGCCCAUGCUGACCCUGUCCACCACCCAAAGCUCCUACAAUGGACACGUGAGCAUCAGAACUGGACCAUGGAGUAAUGGAAGAAGGUGGCCUGGUCUGAUGAAUCACGUUUUCUUUUACAUCAUGUGGACGGCCGGGUGUGUGUGUGUGUGUCACUUACCUGGAGAAGAGAUGGCACCAGGAUGCACUGUGGGAAGAAGGCAAGCUGGCAGAGGAAGUGUGAUGGUCUGGGCAAUGUUCUGCUGGGAAACCUCGGGUCCUGGCCUUCAUGUAGAUGCUAUUUUGACACGUACCACCUACCUGAGCUCUGCUGCAGACUGAGUUACACCUCUUCAUGGCAACGGUAUUCCCUAAUGGCAGUGGCCUCUUUCAGCAGGAUGAUGCUCCCUGACACACUGCAGAAACUGUUCAGGAACGGUUUGAGGAACAUGACAAAGAGUUCAAGGUGUUGACUUGGCCUCCAAAUUCCGCAGAUCUCAAUCCGAUCGAGCAUCUGUGGGACAAACAAGUGGACAAAAAGAACAGUGAAAUAAGCAUUUCUCUUAAGUUUUAGUAUUUUUAUUACUACAGGUUAAGAGUAUACAUGUUAUAGAUGCAGUUUAUCCAAAAAUCUAAAAAUGAUUGAUUAAAACUGAAUCUGUGGUGUCUUGC
Pangasianodon hypophthalmus (striped catfish) is the source of this 3487-nucleotide messenger RNA. RefSeq names its product synaptonemal complex protein 1. The record is from RefSeq and is a predicted model, not a curated record. Gene Ontology annotation, molecular function: dynein complex binding. Gene Ontology annotation, biological process: telomere localization; spindle localization; spindle assembly. The transcript has 12 exons. NCBI's taxonomy places the organism in Eukaryota, Metazoa, Chordata, Actinopteri, Siluriformes, Pangasiidae. Gene Ontology annotation, cellular component: lateral element; meiotic spindle pole; nuclear outer membrane. The coding region runs from base 124 to 1125 and encodes 333 amino acids.